CUCAAUGAAAAUCGACGCACCGUGUGUAUCCACACCAUUUGCAUGACAGCUAGAUGGUGAUCGUUUGACAACUGAAGAACUGAGUCUCUUAAAAAUGUCGACAUAGUUUUUCGACGCCCAUCCGCAACUGCGGAGAGGGUGUCUGUAAAGAAAAAAAUCAUGUCCUUUCACUCUUUGCGGCGUGGUGAGGUCCUGUCACGGAUCAUUCUUCUGAGCUGUGUCCUAGGACUAAUUCCCCGAGUGGUCAAUGCAUUUUCUUUUCCGAAUAUGCCGUGGACCGGUCUUUUCGACGCCGAAGCAUCUGGUACCACGAAUCGAGUUCCUUACUGUGUUGGUGCGAAUCCACAUGGCCAUCGAGGAACAGGUGGCGAUGUUUUCAGUUUCGUCCUCGUAUCAGAUUACGCCGGUGUGUCGUAUUUCACCGUCGACCCGCAUCGGUCAGGUCCUAUCACCGAUUUUAACCAGAAAAAGCGUCUGGUAACUGGCGCUCCAGAAUUGCCAGGCGGAUAUGCCGGAGCUGUUGCCGCUUGUUGCAAUUUCCUGUAUGUCGCAAUGGCGCCACCGUCUGAGGCCUUUGCGCAUGGGUCUGGACCCACUGUAAAGCCGCAACUGUUACAGUACACUCUGGCGGUAGGCGAGGACUUGGAGAACGUUAACAGCACUGCUACGUUGGCGUCAUCGUUGGCUGCGGUUCAUUAUGGGGUGUCGUGUAAGUAGGUAAAAGAAUGCUCUGUAUUGAGUUUCAGAGCCGUGGAGAGUUUCAGCUUGGUGAUAUUAGAUUUUCUUUUCCCAACCAGCUGCAGUAAUCCAGUAGUACUACAAUUCACUCUAUCGUAGCGUAAUCGUGAUUGCUAAUUCGCGUCCAGCAGCUCUAUCGUCGGAUCCGCCGAGCAGCUUCCGCCGCCUAUCUUGAAUAGCGCACCAAUUGGUCGACUCAGCGUUUUGGACGAGCCUCCGCGGAUUGUCCUCGCUGAGAAGAAGAUCACCGAUUUAUCUUGCGGUCGCGCUUCGGGAGAUCUAUUCGUAGCAACUGAAGAUAGUGCUGCUGACGGCAAAGUCUGGCGCUAUUCCGGCGAGAAAUUGGCGAAGUUUAGCGGACAAGAAAUUCGCGCUGACGAGUUAGAGCCGAAAGUUGCUUAUCUUCCUGGUACUUUCCAUAAGAAUACAUAGCGUGACCUGCUGUACCACAUGUGCCACUCGUCUCCACCUAGUAUUUACAUUUGAUGAGAAACAAGCCGGAACCAGGCAGCUUCGAGUGAGUUGCUACGUGGUUCGAAUGAAUGAGUGGAACUCAAUCUGCCUGCGUGAUUUCUCAGAAGUCUCAAAGCUUCUCUAGUCUGACAUCAUUCAAAUCCAGCUUCCACUAGUCUACCCACCGGUGUUUCUAGCGAUGGACUCGAUGUCUUCCUGGUAGAUAAAGCGGGUGGCGCAGACCAUAUCCAGAAGGUCCUUGUGGAUGAUGCGAAAGAGGACAUUCCGCUGGCAAAACAGAUAGACACCAUCUCCGGCCUUUGCAAUGAUGCGCAGAGCGUGCUGUAUUUGGCACCACAUUUAUGAUGCAUCACUUAAUAAUUGUAAGCACAUUCGUGAUACUAGAGAUUCCUUGCCGGUUUCCUUGAAGAAGAUUACUAAGAGUAUAGCAGCUGAUGUACACUGACGCAAAGGUCCCGGAGAAGCAUCGAUUCCGUGAAUGGACACAUUCUAAGAUCCUGUGUCGCGCCAAGUACCUCUACCACGGAUCUCGCGACUGGUGCCUCGACAGCGCCCACCUGCUCAGAAGCCUUAUGGGCUGUGUCGAAGUUUGCGGCUGUGGGGAAACCACCAGCAAAGUUCCUAGCAGAGGUAGAGGAAGAGGUGGAAGAAGAGUUACGCGAGUCAUUUCAUGAGUGAUUGAAAACUUGGUGUUUUUGUUUGUGAUGAAUAGUACUGGUUCAUAAAACCAGUUUCGUUUUUCUCCACAUCAAGCAAUCAAACCCGUGAAAAUCUCGUAGUAAUUUCACCCAUAUUUAAUUCGAGGCUAAGUGUCACCACCCCUUUUCAUAACCCGAAGACGCAGGCAAAGGCCGCAUGCUGAUGGACGGCUUUCAAGGAUCCAAAGGGUGCACCACUGACGGCGAGAGCACUGCUUUUGUCUUGCACCAGAGCGCCAGUGGUGACUACAGGAUAACUCAAGUCGUACCAGCAGAAAAUGCCUCUACGUUGUUGGAGACAGAUAGUGGCGUGGCAGGAACAAUGACAAGAACAAGUAGCGCAGUCGCGACCGAUACUGCGGACUCGGAAAACACUCUGAAUGCUGCUGCGACUGCUGCAGAUGUCUUCGCAAUGAGCGCACCCGAGAGCACCAUAAGCUUGCUCGAGGAGCCGCGAGGAAUUGCAUUUUUUGCUGCGCCGGGGCUGUGAGGAUUGACGCUUGCGGUCGGACUGUCCGAACAUUCAUUGUCCCACGGCAAAACGAUCCCAAUUUUUUUUCCAUGGCACUGAUUCUUUUUUCCGAUCGAAUAAAAAUUUCGAAUUUGAGUUUGGAUGUGAU
This is a messenger RNA of Amoebophrya sp. A25, 2530 nucleotides long. The record is from the annotation of a GenBank genome assembly. NCBI's taxonomy places the organism in Eukaryota, Dinophyceae, Syndiniales, Amoebophryaceae.